This is a messenger RNA of Mycotypha africana, 1502 nucleotides long. Its product is annotated as WD40-repeat-containing domain protein. NCBI's taxonomy places the organism in Eukaryota, Fungi, Mucoromycota, Mucoromycetes, Mucorales, Mycotyphaceae. The record is from RefSeq and is a predicted model, not a curated record. The transcript has 10 exons. The coding region runs from base 59 to 1336 and encodes 425 amino acids. Gene Ontology annotation, molecular function: protein binding.
UUUUUUUCUUUUCUGUCCUUCUUUUGAAACUUACAUUUUUCGUACUUUACUGCCGACGAUGUCAGUCAAAGAAUUACCAUUUGUUUCCGUUCAAGCUGAUUGGAAUAAGGUUGUAGAGGAAUGUAGUUCUAAAACUGCAGGGGAUAGUCACUCUUUUUGGCUCGACUGUUAUUUAACAGGUCACGAAACUGUGCAUGGAAAGGUUGAUAUAAUAGUAUCAGAUGGAAAAGAGGCUGAACUAAAAGGGAAAGAAGGCAUUGAUGUCAAGGCAAUAAACUCACGCUCAUUCAUAUUGGAGUGUGAUAAGAUGAACCUAAAAGAUGUUCUUGUGUUUAGCCCCAGGAAAGAAAUCAAUGUGCGGAACGGGUCAUUAACGACCUCUGUUUCGUGCGUAGAUAUAUCACCGAACGGUAAACUGUUCGUUGCAGGUUGUGGUGAACAAGCAUUCUUGGGAUCCAUGGAUACCGGUGAAGUACAGGUGACGUUAAACGGCCACCUUAGCGAUGUUACCACAGUUCGAUUUUUUCCAAGCAACUUGGUUGUUUUAACAGGCGGUGCAGAUUUUCAAUUGAAGAUAUGGUCAGCUAUUAACGGAAGUAAUCCAGUUACACUCAAAGGCCAUACAGGAGCCAUUACUGGUUUAGCGAUUAUAUCAAAAGGAAGAAAUGUAUUAUCUUGCUCACGGGAUGGAACUAUUAAACUCUGGAAUUGCGGCACAUCCUCUGUCAUAAAUACCAUGGGCAACUAUAAGGUGCCCAUCAAUAAAAUGUUGUUGGCUAAACUUCCAAGAGAAUAUACACCAGCUUCUGUAGAGGACUUAGAUCCACUUGAGGUUGAGACGGCUGAUAAGUUUGUACUAGUGGCAUUAGAAGAUGGUAGUGCUCACUGUAUACAUCUGGGCACAAAGCAGGAGCUUUCUGCUAGUCAUCCAAAAAACAAAACUCCCCUUACAGCCAUCGCUUAUGAUUCUAUUUCCAAUAUGGUCGCUACGGGCAAUAAGGACGGCAUAGUUGAAGUCUUUGAGAGCCUGAACAGUCUUGAUAAGCCUGUUUUACAAUGGAAGAGAAAGGCAUUUGCUAUCACGUCAUUAGCAUUCAAAAAGAAUGAUGAUAAUAUAGUUCUUUGCGUUAGUAGCGCUGAUGGAAGUAUGUAUCAAACAGGGCCUAUAAAUGGCUCCUCAAAUGAUGAUGUAUAUGUACGUGCUGAAUUCUCAGGAAGUGAACUCGAAACGAUUCAUGAAAUGAAAGUGUACAAUGACGCUGGUAGCGAGCAAAACAUGGAUAAAGUACAGAGAAUAGUGUGCGCUGUACGUGAUGGAAAGCUAAAGUUUUACUGAUUGAUUUCAGCUAUGCCUUUUCGGAUAUGUAUAUAUUUCAACUACUUAUAAAAGCAUGCGAACUACACACUUCACAUCAAACCACUUCAAUGAUAUGUACGUGACCCAGAGUACUAACUGCAUAAUGUCAUUUAUGAUACUCUCACAACUUUGCAACCAAAAAAAA